AUGGGGCUGCCGCUCACCCUCCUGGUGGCCGUGGGCCUGGCCCUGAGCUCCCCCGGGGCCGCAGAGCUCCAGAGAGAGGGCAGGACCCGGAACCACGGCCACAGCGUCUGCAGCACUUGGGGCGACUUCCACUACAAGACCUUCGACGGCGACCUCUUCCGCUUCCCCGGCCUGUGCGACUACAACUUCGCGUCCGACUGCAGGGGUUCCUACAAGGAGUUCACGGUGCACCUGAAGCGGGUCUCCGGCCGCGACGGGGGGCGCCCUGGGCUCGAGUACAUCCUGCUGACCAUCAAGGACGACACCAUCUAUCUCACCCGCCAGCUGGUUGUAGUGAACGGGGCCGUGGUCCGCAUGCCGCACUACAGCUCCGGGCUGCUCAUCGAGAAGAAUGACGCCUACACCAAGGUCUACUCCCGUGCGGGACUCACCCUCAUGUGGAACCGCGAGGACUCACUCAUGCUGGAGCUGGACAGCAAGUUCCGGAACCACACGUGCGGCCUCUGCGGGGACUACAACGGCCUGCAGACCUACUCCGAGUUCCUGUCCGACGGCGUGCUCUUCAGUGCCAUUGAGUUCGGGAACCUGCAGAAGGUCCAUAAGCCUGAGGUGGUGUGCGAUGACCCUGAGGAGGGGCCGGCCCCAGAGUCCUGCUCCGAGCACCGCGCCGAGUGCGAGGAUCUGCUGGCGGCCACGGCCUUCGAGGACUGCGAGGGGCUGGUGCCGCGGCUGCCGUUUGUGCAGGCCUGUGUGCAGGACCGCUGCCACUGCCCGCACGGCCGCUCCUGCGUCUGCAGCACCCUGGCCGAGUUCUCCCGCCAGUGCGCCCAUGCCGGCGGCCGGCCCGGCAACUGGAGGACCGCCGAGUUCUGCCCCAAGAGCUGCCCUGGGAACAUGGUUUACCUGGAGAGCGGCUCGCCCUGCAUGGACACCUGCUCCCACCUGGAGAGCAGCCGCCUGUGCGAGGAGCACCGCAUGGACGGCUGUUUCUGCCCGGAAGGCACCGUGCACGAUGACGUCGCGGGCGGCGGCUGCAUCCCUGUGAGCCGCUGCCACUGCAGACUCCACGGGCGCCUGUACUCGCCCGGCCAGCAGCUCAGCAGUGACUGCAAGGAGUGCGUCUGCACCGCCGGCCGCUGGGUGUGCAAAGACUUGCCGUGCCCAGGCACCUGUGCCCUGGAGGGCGGCUCCCACAUCACCACCUUCGACGGGAAGAGGUACACCUUCCACGGGGACUGCUACUACGUGCUGAUCAAGGGCGACCACAACGACUCCUACACCCUCCUGGGUGAGCUGGCCCCCUGCGGCUCCACGGACAAGCAGACCUGUCUGAAGACGGUGGUUUUGUUGGCGGACAACGGGAAGAACGUCGUGGCCUUCCAGUUGGACGGCGGCGUGCUGCUGAACGAGCGGCCGGUGAACCUGCCCCACGUGACCACCAGCCUCUCUGUCUUCCGGCUGUCCUCCCGCCACCUCAUGGUGAGCACCGCUGUGGGUCUCAGGCUGCAGGUGCAGCUGGAGCCCGUCAUGCAGCUCUUCGUGACGCUGGACCGGGCCGUGCAGGGGCGUGUGCAGGGCCUCUGCGGGAACUUCAACGGCCUGGAAUGGGACGACUUUAGGACGGCCGGCGGGCUGGUGGAGGCCACGGGGGCCGGCUUUGCCAAUACCUGGAAGGCCCAGUGGAGCUGCCAUGACAAGCUGGACUGGCUCGACGACCCCUGCUCCCUCAACAUCGAGAGCGCCAACUACGCUGAGCACUGGUGCUCCCUGCUGAAGAAGACGGAGACCCCCUUUGGCAGAUGCCACUCGGCCGUGGACCCCUCAGACUAUUACAAGAGGUGCAAAUAUGACGCGUGUAACUGCCAGAACAGCGAGGGCUGCAUGUGUGCCGCUCUGUCCUCCUAUGCCCGCGCCUGUGCCACCAAGGGUGUUCUGCUGUGGGGCUGGCGGGAGCAAGUCUGCAACGAGGACGUGGGCUCUUGCCCCAAAUCCCAGGUGUUCUUGUACAACCUGACCACCUGCCAGCCCACCUGCCGCUCGCUCUCCGAGGCCGACGCGCACUGCCCGCAGGGCUUCGCACCCGUGGAUGGCUGCGGCUGCCCCGACGACACCUUCCUGGACGAGAAGGGCCGCUGUGUGCCCCUGGCCAAGUGCUCCUGCUACCACCACGGCCUCUACCUGGAGGCCGGGGAGGUGGUGCUGAGGCAGGAGGAGCGCUGCGUCUGCCAGAACGGGAGACUGCACUGCAGGCCGCUGGCCCCUCUGUCCCCAGGCUGCUCGGCCCCGAAGAUCUACGUGGACUGCAGCAACCUGACAGCUCUGACCGUCCAGGGCUCGCGGCCCACCAGCUGCCAGACGCGGGCUGCCGGCCACUAUCGGACGGAGUGUGUCAGCGGCUGUGUCUGCCCAGACGGGCUGUUGGAUGAUGGCCGUGGCGGCUGCGUCAAGGAGGACGAGUGCCCGUGUGUGCACAACAAGGACCUGUACUCCCCCGGGGACAAGAUCAAGGUGGACUGCAAUACCUGCACCUGCCAGCGAGGGCGCUGGGCGUGCACCGAGUCCCUGUGCCACGGCUCCUGCUCCAUCUACGGGAGUGGCCACUACGUCACCUUCGACGGGAAGUACUACGACUUCAACGGGCACUGCUCCUACGUGGCGGCUCAGGACUACUGCGGCCAGAACUCUUCCUCGGGCUCCUUCAGCAUCAUGACUGAGAAUGUCCCCUGUGGCACCACGGGUGCCACCUGCUCCAAGGCCAUCAAAAUCUUCUUGGGGAGGACGGAGCUGAAACUGGAGGACAAGCACUGCCUGGUGAUUCAGCGGGACACGGGCCACCACGUGGCCUACACCACGAGGGAGGUGGGCCAGUACCUGGUGGUGGAGGCCAGCAUCGGCGUCAUCGUCGUCUGGGACAAGAAGACCACCAUCUUCAUCAAGCUGGCCCCGUCCUACAAGGGCCGGGUCUGCGGGCUGUGCGGGAACUUUGACCAGCGCUCCAGCAACGACUUCACCACGAGGGACCACAUGGUGGUGGACAGCGAGAUGGACUUUGGGAACAGCUGGAAGGAGGCCCCCACCUGUCCGGACGUGAGCGUCACCCCGGAUCCUUGCACCCAGAACCCUCGCCGCCUCUCCUGGGCCAAGAAGCAAUGCAGCAUCAUCAAGAGCCCUGUCUUCAGUGUCUGUCACAGCAAGGUGGACUUCAAGCCCUUCUACGAGGCCUGCGUCCACGACUCCUGCUCCUGCGACAUGGGUGGGGACUGUGAGUGCUUCUGCUCAGCCGUGGCCUCCUACGCUCAGGAGUGUACUAAGGAGGGGGCCUGCGUGUUCUGGAGGACGCCGGACCUGUGCCCCAUAUUCUGUGACUACUACAACCCCCCAGACAUGUGUGAGUGGCACUAUGAGCCCUGUGGGAACCGCAGCUUCGAGACCUGCAGGACCGUCAACGGCAUCCACUCCAACAUCUCCGUGUCCUACCUGGAGGGCUGCUACCCCCGGUGCCCGGAGGACAGGCCCAUCUACGACGAGGACCUGAAGCAGUGCGUCACGGCGGACCAAUGUGGCUGCUAUGUCGGGGACACACGCUACCCACCUGGAGCACCUGUUCCCAGCGAGGAGGACUGCUGGUCUUGCGUGUGUACCAACGCCUCGAAAGUCGUCUGCCAGCCAGAAGAAGGGAAUACGCUCAACUACACCCAGGAUGGCUUCUUCUGCUACUGGGAGACCUGUGGCCCCAACGGGACGGUGGAGAGACACUUCAACAUCUGUGUAUCCACCACCUCCCGGCCGCCUUCCACCACGAUCCCAGUCACCUCCAGCAGCCCCCUCCCCACCACCACCACCCCGACUCCCACCCCCUCCCUGACCCCCAGGACAUGCUGUUUCUGGUCCGACUGGAUCAAUGAGAACCACCCCAGCACGCAGAGCAGCAGUGGCGACCGGGAGACCUUUGACGGCGUCUGUAGGGCCCCUGAGGACAUCGAGUGCCGGCUGGCUGUGGAGCCCCACCUCAGCUGGGAGCAGGCGGGCCAGAAGGCGCAGUGCAAUGUCACCUUCGGGUUCGUUUGCUACAAUGAAGACCAGUUUGGAAACGGGCCAUUUGAGGUCUGUUACGACUACGAGAUUCGCGUCAAUUGCUGUGUGCCGAUGGAUGAGUGUCCCUCAUCCACGACCAUGGCCCCCACGACUACUCCCACCACCACCACCACCACCACUACCUCCACACCUACGCCAGAACCCCCGACUACCACCACCACUACCACCACAACCACGCUGACCACCACGCCCACCCCCACGCCCACCACCACGCCGCCCACCACGCCCACCACCACGCCCACCACCAUGCCGACCACCAGCACCACAAGCACAGAGCCGCUGACCACCAGCACCAGCACGCUUACCCAAGAAGUAAGCAGCUCCUCAGAGCCACCAAGCACUCUGUGUGUGCCUAACUGCAUAUGGACAGGCUGGGUGGAUUCCGGUAAACCGAACCCUUCUAGACCAGGGGGAGAUAUUGAAUCGAUUCAGGGCCUCUGUAAUGAAGGCUGGGCAGCCAAUAUCUCCUGCAGAGCUGUGAUGUUUCCCGACACUCCCAUCGAAGAACUUGGGCAAAAGUUGGUGUGCAACACCUCUCUUGGGCUGGUGUGCAGAAAUGAAGACCAGGAGCCGGGGGGCAUCACACUGCCCAUCUGCCUCAACUAUGAGAUCAAUGUCCAAUGCUGUGGAUUGAUAGACAACUGUAUUCCCAAGCCGCCUCCUGACAGCACCCCGAUCUUGAUCUCCACAAUGACUAUGACUACAACCACGGGCACCCUGACCCCGACCCCCACCACAACCACCACCACGGGAACCCCGACCACCACCACCCCUACCACCACCACCACAGGCACCCCGACGCCGACCCCUACCAUGACCAAGGGCACACCAACCACCACUCCCAUUAUCACCACCACCAUGGGCACCCCGACUUCGACCCCCACCAUCAGCACCACCACAGGCACCGAGACCACAACACCCACCCCAACCACCACCACGACCACCACGCACCACCACGGGCACCGAGACCACCACGCCCACCCCGACCACCACCACGACCACGACAGUGACCCCGACUUCGACCCCCACCUUCAGUACCACCACGGGCACCGAGACCACAACACCCAUCCCAACCACCACCACGACCACCAUAGUGACCCGGACUUCGACCCCCACCAUCAGCACCAGCAUGGGCUCUACACCUGCAGGGCUUCGGAGGGAAGCUGGUCAGCACGAUCUCAGCGGGACCGAUGUUGUGACCAUGGCUUCCGCCUCCCCGCCGGGGACCUAACACUGUGGAAUGGCCCGCAGACCUCUGGCCCCACCUCCUCGAAGACCACGCUUACCAGCGAGACCACCACCAGGCCCCCCUCGCCCACCCCGGGAACCCCCUCCACACCCACUCGUACGACUGCGUCCACGACCACCACAGGAACCCCCAGGCCGCCCACGUCUUCCUAUGUGCCCACCCCCACCCUGACUCCGAUCUCCACCCCCAACAUCAGCGUGAGCACGGGCCCGGUCAGGUCCUCCACUCAGGUCGGCUGCUGCGUUUUGAAUGAAACAUACUUCGCACCAGGUGAGAUGGUGUACAACGGCACGCACGGGGAUACCUGCUACUAUGCAAACUGCUCGGUGUCCUGCACCAUUGAGAUCUUCAACUGGUCAUGCCCGUCCACGCCCUCCCCGGCACCUACCCCUUCCAAGCCGACACCCACCUCAACACCCAAACCACCCACGCCCACGGCAUCGAGCACAGUGGCCACCACCAAGCCCCCUGGGUGCCCGGACUUUGAUCCUCCCAGACAGGAGAAUGAGAAGUGGUGGCUGUGUAACUGCACCAUGGCGAUCUGCAAGUACAACAACACCGUAGAGCUCGUGAAGGUGGAGUGCGAGGUCCCGCCCAAGCCCACCUGUGCCAAUGGGCUCCAGCCCACGCUUGUCUAUAGCCCCGACGAGUGCUGCCCGCACUGGGAGUGCGACUGCUACUGCGCGGGCUGGGGGGACCCGCACUAUGUCACGUUCGACGGGCUGUACUACAGCUACCAAGGGAACUGCACGUACGUGCUCGUGGAGGAGGUGACCCCCACGCUCGGCAACUUCGGCGUCUACAUCGACAACUACCACUGUGACGUCAACGACCAGGUGUCCUGCCCCCGCACACUCGUGGUGCGCUACCAGUCCCAGGAGGUUCUCAUCAAGACCCUGCAGAUGGGGCCCAUCAAGGUCCAGGUGCAGGUCAACAGGCAAGUCGUGGCCCUGCCCUACAUGAAGAACGAGCUGCACGUGUACCAGUUGGGCAUCAACUACGUGGUGGAGAUCUCCAAGCUGGGCGCCCUCAUCACCUACAACGGACUUUCCUUCUCCAUCACGCUGCCCCACCGCCUGUUUGGCAACAACACCAAGGGCCAGUGUGGCACGUGCACCAACGACACGGCGGACGACUGCAUGCUGCCCAGCGGGGAGAUCGUGUCCGACUGCGGGUUGGCGGCUGACCAGUGGGUGGUGAAUGACCCCUCCAAGCCACACUGUCCUCACACCAGCGUCACCACCAAGCGUCCGGCCGUCACGCCACCAGGGGCCAGCACCACCUCCCGCAAGGACUGUGCCUCUCCUCUCUGCGAGCUCAUCAGAGACAGCUUGUUUGCCCCGUGCCACACCAUGGUGCCCCCCAAGCAUUACUACGAGGCCUGCGUGUUCGACAGCUGCUUUGUGCCCGGUUCGGGCCUGGAGUGUGCCAGCCUGCAGGCCUACGCUGCCCUCUGUGCCCAGGCCGACAUCUGUGUCGACUGGAGGAACCACACCCACGGGGUCUGCUCGAUGACGUGCCCGCCUCACAGGGAGUACCGGGCCUGCAGCCCUGCAGAUGAGCCCUCCUGCGAGUCUAGUGCAGCUGCUCUAAGGCCCAUAGUGCAGAAGAACGACCGCCUGGUGGAAGGCUGCUUCUGUCCUGAGGGCACCAUGAACUACGCCCCGGGGUUCGACGUCUGCGUGGAGAUGUGUGGCUGCGUGGGACCUGACAACGUGCCCAGAAAGUUCGGAGAGCACUUUGAGUUCGACUGCAAGGACUGUGUGUGCCUGGAGGGCGGCCGCGGCAUCAUCUGCGAGCCCAAGGAGUGCCACCAGGAGCCGGUCACGUGCACGGAGGACGGCACCUACCCGCUCACCGAGGUCAACCCCGCCGACACCUGCUGUAACAUCACGUCCUGCAAGUGCAACACCAGCUUGUGCCAGGGGAAGCCGCCCAAGUGCCCGCUGGGCUUUGACGUGAGCAGCGAGACCAGACCCGGGAAGUGCUGCCCGUCCUACUCUUGUGUGCCCAAGGGGGUGUGCGUUCACGGGAAUGCUGAGUACCAGCCCGGGUCUCCAGUGUACUCCUCCAAGUGCGAGGACUGUGUCUGCACCAACCGCACGGACAGCGGCACACAGCUCAACGUCAUCUCCUGCACCCACGUGCCCUGCGACGACAACUGCAGCCCUGGCUUCGAGCUGGUGGACGUGCCCGGGCAGUGCUGCGGCAAGUGUCAGCAGACCCACUGCAUCGUCAAGAGACCCGGCGCGGAGACCAUCAUCCUGAAGCCUGGGGACAUACGUCACGACCCCACCAACAACUGCACCUUCUUUAGCUGCGUGAACGUCCACAACCAGCUCAUCUCCUCCGUGUCCAACAUCACCUGCCCUGAUUUCGACCCCAGCAUCUGCCUCCCAGGCUCCAUCGUGUUCAUGCCGAAUGGAUGCUGCAGGAAAUGCAUCCCUCGGAAUGAGACCAGGAUCUUCUGUUCCACUGUCCCCAUGACCAAGGAAAUUUCUCACUCCGGCUGCACCAAGAAAGUCGUGAUGAACUCCUGCUCUGGGUCCUGCGAGACCUCCGUCAAGUACUCGGCCGAGGCCCAGGCCCUGGACCACCAGUGCUCCUGCUGCAAGGAGGGGCGCACCAGCCAGCGGGAGGUAGAGCUGAGCUGCCCAGACGGCAGCUCGCGGAAGCACAGCUACACCCACAUCGAGAGCUGCUCCUGCCAGGACACCGUGUGCGGGCUCCCGCGGGCUCAGCACAGGGCCCCUGGCCGCCAGCGGCGCGCCAGCCCCCGGGGCCUGCACCCGGGGAGGGACUGA
Messenger RNA from Enhydra lutris kenyoni (northern sea otter), 8148 nucleotides. Its product is annotated as mucin 2, oligomeric mucus/gel-forming. Lineage: Eukaryota; Metazoa; Chordata; Mammalia; Carnivora; Mustelidae. The coding region runs from base 1 to 8148 and encodes 2715 amino acids. Gene Ontology annotation, molecular function: protein binding; peptidase inhibitor activity. Gene Ontology annotation, cellular component: extracellular matrix. The record is from RefSeq and is a predicted model, not a curated record. The transcript is spliced from 50 exons.